AAUGGAUAAUUUCCGUGUUGUUCGAAAUUUUGGGGAAUAUGCUGGAAAUGAAGGUUAUGCUACUUCGUUAGCUGAUCAGAGAGCCGUUGCUCGGGCUGCAGCUGCUCCUUGGUAUACUGGUCAUAUGAAUAUGUAUGAGGACUUUGGUGCAUUUGCUCCACAACCGCUUUCUUCUGCUAUUGGUGGCGGCGGAGGAGGUAGUGGGGGCGGUAGCGGCGGAGCUCGAAGUGGUGGAGGACGUAAGGGUGGUGGAGGCGGAUCAGGUCAAAGCGGACGUUAUGGAACGCAACGAUAUCUAAUGAAGCAAAGAAAUGUUCGCCGACAACAUAUUCAAUAUCCAUAUUCUCCUGUCCCAGACAAUGUUCCACAUAAAGAAAUUUCUGUUACAAGCAACAGUUGUUUUUGCUUCCAUGGAUAUGCCAAUAUUUUUACUUUACAACAUCGAGUUAAAGAUCUGACUGGAAUCUCUUCUGGAAAAUUUACUGAUGGUUCAACUCGUGAUUAUUCGUCGUUGGCUCGUGAAUUGUUGCGUCAGGCGUCGAUUAAACGUUCCGAUGUGGAAAGUUGGCGUACUGGUCGUGGACUUGAUGUUAUCCAGAAAGCAAUACUUGAAAAACUUCGCCAAUGUCAAGAUAUGCGAAAUGCUUUGACUAGCACUGGCGAUAAAAUUCUUGUUCAAAGCUUUGGUGGGGAUGAUUUUUACGGAUCUGGCACUCCUGCCAAAUAUGUUAAAGAUUGGUGUUCUGGAAUUGAAAAGAAUAAAGGUUCACUUAAAUUUCCAAUGGUGUUCCCGUUGACCGAAGAAUAUGUUAAAUAUAUUCCAGUUAUUGGAAAGGGCAAAAAUGUUUUGGGUGCACUUUUUAUGAUUUUGCGGGAAAAGUUAAACAAUUCACAAUUAGACGAUUUAAACUUUUCUUUUUCAAAAUCUGCUAGUGUCGGUGGUGGGCAAACUGGGAUGGAUUUUACUGUUGAUUCAAAUUCUUGA
Molecule: messenger RNA, 985 nt
Organism: Meloidogyne enterolobii
Lineage: Eukaryota; Metazoa; Nematoda; Chromadorea; Rhabditida; Meloidogynidae
Source: the annotation of a GenBank genome assembly